GCAUAAAAAAUAAUUCGAAAGGAGCGUCGCUUGAUUUGAAGGCUGCAAAAAAUGUCUCCCCAACCAUCUCUCUUUUCUCUUUUCAUUGUCUUGGUGUCUUUGGUCGUUCUGUGUAAAUCACAAGCCGCCACAAUGGGAACUGUAUCAUAUGCUGCAGCUUCUGGUGGUGCCAUUACUGUAAGUUGGUCAGGAGCAAAUCUUGGUUCUGGAUCUGGCCAAAUUAUUUACAGUCAGUGCUUAACUGGUGGAGUUACAACUUUGAUGAAUGUAAAUCCAUGUCCUGGAACUACGUCUUCUUGCUUCAGCAGUGGUGCAGGUUCUAAAACAAUUGAUGGUCUUAUUUCUGGAACUGUGUACACUUGCAGAGCUCACAUAGUUUCAGGAGGAAGCUCUGUAGCAAAUCAUGGUGGAGGAACAGUUACAACUACAUCAGGAAUCCCUCCACAGCCAACAGGUUCUAAAGGAACUAUAAUAGCUGGGGGCAUCACAAUAACUGUAGCUUGUUCAUCAGCUGGAACAGAGUCUGGAAAUACACAAUUCAACUUUACAGCCACCUUCACACCAUCCAGUGGAACAGCUGAAAUUGUAGUAAAUCAAAUGGCCAGUUAUACAAGUGGAGCAUCCACUAGCUGGUCCAUUACUGGAAUUACUCCUGGAACAUAUACUCUAACCGUCACAGCAACCAACAAUUUUGGAACAUCUUCAGCUUUAUCACUUGGUUCAGUGACUAUUCCUGCCCCUGCCACAAUGGGAACUGUAAAUUAUGCUGCAGCUUCUGGUGGUGGCAUUACUGUAAGUUGGUCAGGAGCAAAUCUUGGUCCUGGAUCUGGCCAAGUUAUUUACAGUCAGUGCUUAACUGGUGGAGUUACAACUUUGAUGAACGUAAAUUCAUGUCCUGGAACUACGUCCUCUUGCUUCAGCAGUGGUGCAGGUUCUAAAACAAUUAGUGGCCUUAUUUCUGGAACUGUGUACACUUGCAGAGCUCACAUAGUUUCAGGAGGAAGCUCUGUAGCAAAUGAUGGUGGAGGAACAGUUACAACUACAUCAGGAAUCCCUCCACAGCCAACAGGUUCUACUGGAAGUACAGUAACUGGAGGUAUCACAGUAACUGUAGCUUGUUCAUCAGCUGGAACAGAGUCUGGAAAUACACAAUUCAACUUUACAGCCAUCUUCACACCAUCCAGUGGAUCAGCGGAAACGGCAACAAAUCAAAUGGCCAGUUACACAAGUGGAGCAUCCAUUGACUGGGACAUUACUGGAAUCACUCCUGGUACAUAUACUUUAACCAUCACAGCAACCAACAAUUUUGGAACAUCUUCAGCUUUAUCACUUGGUUCAGUGACUAUUCCUGCCCAAAACCUUGGCACAGUUACAGCAAGCCACAGUGGUGGUAAUAUUGUUGUUAGAUGGACUGGAGCUUCAGUUCAUAGCAGUGCAACUUCCCCUACCUUUUACAGUGAGUGUACAACUGAGGAAGACGAUGAUUUAGAAUACACAAACCCAUGCCCUGCAACAACUGGUUCCUGCCUAACUAGUGGAGCUGGGUCGUACACAAUUGGCCCUGUUUAUACUGAUACCACUUAUUAUUGCAGAGCUGCUCUUAAUUCCUCCAAUGGUGCUAACCAUGAUGUAAGCAAUGAUGUAGAAGUUAACACAACAACAGGAAUUCCAAUGGCUCCUACUGGUUCAGCAAAUGCUGAUUCUGGUGAAGUCACGCUGACUCUAUCUUGCAGUGCUGCUGGUACUACCAGUGGAAACACAUCACUUACAUUCAGAGCCACCUUUACUCCAUCUUCUGGAACAGCAAUAACAGAAAGCAAUGCCAUAGCUAGCUACACUUCAGGCAACAGUGUUACAUGGACAAUUGCUAUUGCCGAUGGGACUUACGAUGUAUCUGUGAAUGCUAUUAACGAAUUUGGAACAUCAUUAGCCACAUCCCUAGGGUCUGUGACUGUAACUGGGUCUUCUAUAGCUUCUACUGCUACUGGAACUGCUUCUACUGCUACUGGAACUACUUCUACUGCUUCUGAUGCUACUGCUACUGGAACUGUAGCUCCUACUGCUACUGGAACUGCUGCUACUGGAACUGAUGCUACUGCUACCGGAACUGUAGCUCCUACUGCUACUGGAACUGCUGCUACUGGAACUGAUGCUACUGCUACUGGAACUGAUGCUACUGCUACUGGAACUGUAGCUCCUACUGCUACUGGUACUGCUGCUACUGGUACUGCUGCUACUGGUACUGCUGCUACUGGUACUGCUGCUACUGGUACUGCUGCUACUGCUACUGGAACUGCCCUACCAACUGCCCUACCAACUGUCCUCCCAAGUGUUCUCCCAACUGGAUCUGCAGUUUCUGCUGCUGAUACAAGCACAAUGAGCUCAAUGGCACAACUACUAUUGCUGUUGGUAGCAUUACUUGAAGUGAUUCUUCCACUGCUGGCAGUGGUUGUAUGACAAGCUUUGCAAAGAAAACAAUAAUAAUUUAAAAUUAGUAUAUUAGAUUAGAACAGAUUGUAGUGUAUUGUUGGUGAUAAUUUAGCAUUGAUCAACUUCUCUAGAAAUUUAGCAUUAAUCAACUUCUUUAAUCACAAAAA
Molecule: messenger RNA, 2597 nt
Organism: Amphimedon queenslandica
Lineage: Eukaryota; Metazoa; Porifera; Demospongiae; Haplosclerida; Niphatidae
Product: mucin-19-like
Exons: 9
Coding region: 52-2457 (801 amino acids)
Molecular function (GO): protein binding
Source: RefSeq, a predicted model, not a curated record